AACGAUGGCCGCCAUUUGUGAUUGAAAGCAGUGCUCCUCCAAAAAGCUGAGUAAAUUCCUUUUUUGGUAGUGAAAACCCCUUACUUUUAUAGCACUGGCCAGCGCGCCGCGUAGUUCCCCUGUUUCUCCGUGGCCGGGCAGUGUUUUCCGCCGGAAAUGGUUCGUAAUACGCGUACUUCGAUCGCGUUGAAAAACGCCUCUGCGGCGACCGAGGAGGAGACUCCGCCACCACCACCGUCAACAUCAACAUCGCAGGAGGCCGGCGAUGACGAAGAGGUGGUGGAGCGCGGAUCCCCGCGAGAGCUGAUGGCUUCGGGGAAUGAAAUUGACCUGCCAGCUUCGCUGGCGGCAAGUUUGAGUCCGUCGGUUCUGCUGCAGAAACUGCCGGUGGAGUCGGGCGGCCGGAGUUCGACUGGGGGUGGGGGUGCCCGCAAGGGACCCCGGAAGAAGACCGUGAGUUUAAUGGCGAAAUGUCUAGGGAAUUGAUUUGGUAGAUUGAUG
Molecule: messenger RNA, 501 nt
Organism: Culex pipiens pallens (northern house mosquito)
Lineage: Eukaryota; Metazoa; Arthropoda; Insecta; Diptera; Culicidae
Exons: 1
Coding region: 157-486 (109 amino acids)
Source: RefSeq, a predicted model, not a curated record